GCAUCACUGCUACUGGAGAGACAGGUCAGAAUGCUGCUCAACUCUCCAAUCAGGCUGCUUGUGGCACUCGCGCUCACAGCGACACUGGUGGUAUCACAGGAUGAAGAACAUAGAUGCCCAGAGAACCAGCAGUGGUACCCAAGCAAGCCCUGUUUGCAGCUCUGUGGGGUCAAAGCCAAUUGCAUAGCUAUGCCUGGACCCGGCUGUGCGUGCAAACCCGGUUAUACCAAGCAGACUCUCGACUCUCCGUGUAUCCCAGAAAAAGAUUGUAUCAUCUGCGAAGGGCUGAAAGCCUAUGACCCCUGCAAAGGUCACUGCCCCCCCAGCUGUGUGCCCAAAGGGUGCCCUAAAAUAUGUUCCCCGGGGUGUAUAUGCAAACCAGGAUACUUAUUGCAUGAUGAAAAGUGCAUCCCUGAGUCAGAGUGCCCUCAACAGUAACAUGAAAACUGGAAAAGUAGUAAAUGUUACCCCAAUAAUUAGUACUUGGGCGGGACUGUGCCAAAUGGAUCCUACGGUUGGGCGGGUUGGCACGUUACAAUAAAAUAAAUUUAUC
Xenopus tropicalis (tropical clawed frog) is the source of this 553-nucleotide messenger RNA. Its product is annotated as inducible metalloproteinase inhibitor protein-like. The transcript has 4 exons. Lineage: Eukaryota; Metazoa; Chordata; Amphibia; Anura; Pipidae. Bases 31 to 438 code for a protein of 135 amino acids. The record is from RefSeq and is a predicted model, not a curated record.